Messenger RNA from Cariama cristata (Red-legged seriema), 1173 nucleotides. Its product is annotated as nuclear receptor subfamily 5 group A member 2-like. The record is from RefSeq and is a predicted model, not a curated record. Bases 1 to 711 code for a protein of 236 amino acids. Gene Ontology annotation, biological process: hormone-mediated signaling pathway; regulation of transcription by RNA polymerase II; tissue development. Lineage: Eukaryota; Metazoa; Chordata; Aves; Cariamiformes; Cariamidae. The transcript has 5 exons. Gene Ontology annotation, cellular component: RNA polymerase II transcription regulator complex. Gene Ontology annotation, molecular function: RNA polymerase II cis-regulatory region sequence-specific DNA binding; nuclear receptor activity.
AUGAAAAAGGAUUCUCCAAGUUCUCAGAAAGGGAAGUGUAGACCGGGUAAAAGUGUCAACAGAGGCCUCAACGAGCCUGACAAACUUCCACUGAGUUCCAUACCAAAAGCUCAGGGUCCAGCUGAGUGGGAGUCUGGGGUUCAUGUGACUCUCCCAUCCCCAACCCCAGACCACCUUUUGUCCCGCGAAGAGAUAGUUGAUGACCAAAUGAAGUUGCUUCAGAACUGCUGGAGUGAACUCUUAAUUCUAGACCACAUUUACCGGCAAGUGGUACAUGGGAAAGAAGGCUCCAUCCUUCUGGUUACUGGGCAACAAGUGGAUUAUUCCGUAAUAGCAUCCCAAGCUGGAGCCACUCUCAACAAUCUUAUGAGCCAUGCACAAGAACUAGUAGCAAAGCUUCGUUCCCUGCAGUUUGAUCUACGAGAAUUUGUAUGUCUCAAAUUCCUGGUGCUGUUUAGUUUAGAUGUCAAAAAUCUUGAGAACUUCCAGCUUGUGGAAGGUGUUCAGGAACAAGUGAACGCUGCUCUGCUGGACUACACAAUGUGUAAUUACCCACAGCAAACAGACAAAUUUGGGCAGCUUCUCCUGCGACUACCAGAAAUCCGGGCCAUCAGUAUGCAGGCCGAAGAAUACCUCUAUUACAAACACCUGAACGGGGAUGUGCCAUGUAAUAACCUUCUCAUUGAAAUGCUGCAUGCAAAGAGAGCAUAAAUUGUACCCAUUAGAGCUUCUGCUUUCAAGGAAAAAAAAAAUAUUCUGAACUGCUCCAAGCAACACUAAUUAAAAUGUGGUUUUAAGACUUUGCAAAAUGGUAUAAUAAUCAAAUACUAAUAGUAAAUAAGUGAUGUAUCAGGGUAUUUGUAUUGCAAACUGUGAAUCAUAUGCUACACAUCCCCAAAGGAAUCUGUAUAGGACUUUAUACUGGAGUGAAGUGAAUUUACUAAGUGGAUACUAUCACCAAUGUCAACAUGAAAAAGGACAGAAUGACUCUUGUAUAUUUAACUCCGCUGAUUGCCAAUAUGAAGAAACUUGGGAGAAAAAAAAAAAAGAUCCGUAUUAUCAAGUUAAGAUAGUGGGGGAUUUGAGCGCACUAAAUUCCUUCACUGUAUAGCAGGACUUCUAAAAACAGUUAUAAUAGAUGUAAAACUAUAGCAUCUUCUGUCAUCCUUCCAA